Ilex paraguariensis (yerba mate) is the source of this 1257-nucleotide messenger RNA. The record is from the annotation of a GenBank genome assembly. Lineage: Eukaryota; Viridiplantae; Streptophyta; Magnoliopsida; Aquifoliales; Aquifoliaceae.
AUGCGACCAAGCUUCGGGCAUGGCCUACUUCAACAUAUGUUGGUGUUGGCUAAGGAUGCAGUAAAGGUAAAUGGGACAUUCCCAAAGACCCCAGAGUACAUAGAGGAAUGCCAAUAUCCAGAGGCACUAGACCCUAUUAUAGUGCAAGGCAAAAUUGUUAUCUGCACCUUCUCCACCGGCUUCUACAACGGGACUUCCAGUCUUAGAGCCAUUAUUGAGACAGCAAAGGUUUUGGGAUUCAUGGGUUUCGUGUUUGUAGCAAACCCGGCCUACGGAAACUUCGUCGCAGAACCUAUUCCGUUCUCCAUUCCCGGCAUUAUGACCCCAAGAACAAGUGAUGCUCUGAGUAUAUCGCGAUACUACGAGCAGCAAACAGACAGAGACCAGAGAGGCUUUGUGAUCAGAUUCAAUGCCAGAGCAUCCAUAGGAGAGGGAAGAAUUGCUUCUUACACGGGACGAGCGCCGAUCGUCAGCAGAUUCUCUUCAAGGGGACCCGAUUUCAUAGACCGUAGCCGGAACCCUACCGAUGUACUCAAGCCAGAUAUUUUGGCUCCAGGGCAACAAAUUUGGGCAGCUUGGAGCCCCAUGAGUGUUCUAAAUCCAAUCUUAUCAGGAAACAGUUUUGCACUGAUAUCUGGAACCAGCAUGGCAACACCCCAUAUUGCUGGCAUAGCUGCACUCAUCAAGCAGUAUAAUCCUUCAUGGAUACCAUCUACGAUUUUCUCUGCAAUGUCAACCACUGCCAGUAAGUACAAUAAUCUUGGAGAACUCAUAAUGGCUGAAGGACCUGAUAUCCAUAGCUUAUACCCGUCUACUCCUUUCGAUUUUGGUGCUGGCCUCGUCAAUCCGACCCGUGCCCUGGAUCCAGGCCUCGUCUUUUCAUCGGCAGAAUAUGAGGAUUACAUAAGCUUCUUGUGCUCUCUACCCAACGUUGAUCCAGCGACCAUCAAAACUGCAACCGGAGAAUUAUGCAGUCGCUCUUUUGGCAACCCCUCUGAUCUGAACAUCCCUUCAGUAACCAUAUCAGAACUUAGAGGAACACGAACCGUGCGAAGGAGUGUCAAGAACAUAGCUUGCAAGCCAGAGACCUACUUAUGUGCAGUGAUACCACCUAAGGGGGUGGUGGUUGAAAUACAUCCAUCAUGGUUUACAAUAGCUCCACAGAAAACCCAGGUUUUGGAAAUAAGACUCAAUGUGACUCAAGCACUUGAUGACUUCAGCUUUGUGACUGUUCUGCUGGAGUUCCGUGAAGAAUAA